Messenger RNA from Saccharomyces paradoxus, 507 nucleotides. It is a transcript of the gene IGO1, whose product is annotated as phosphatase regulator. Bases 1 to 507 code for a protein of 168 amino acids. The record is from RefSeq and is a predicted model, not a curated record. The transcript has a single exon. Lineage: Eukaryota; Fungi; Ascomycota; Saccharomycetes; Saccharomycetales; Saccharomycetaceae. Gene Ontology annotation, molecular function: protein phosphatase inhibitor activity. Gene Ontology annotation, cellular component: cytoplasm.
AUGUCGAAUGAAAAUUUAUCUCCCAAUAGUAGUAACCCCGAUCUUAGUAAAUUGCAUAACGAUGAGGGUGGAGCUAUUGAUACGAGCAAAUUCUCGCCCAACGAAAUGAAAUUAUACAAAAUGUAUGGAAAGUUGCCAUCAAAAAAAGAUAUUUUUAAACAUACCAUGCAGAAAAGAAAAUAUUUCGACAGCGGUGAUUACGCUUUACAGAAAGCAGGUAUUCAGAAUAAUGAUCCAAUAAAUUAUGGGAAAAACAACCUACCAUUGACAAACCCUAGCAAAUUACGAGAAGAUAUAAUAAGAAGAAGGAUAAGCACUUGUCCGUCGACUGCGUCAACCGCUGGAGUAGUAGACAAUGCGACGUUGAUACAAAAGGAGGGAAGUAUAUCGAGUGGACCACCAUCAUCUAAUAACGGCGCCAUUGGAGGUAGUAGUACGAGUUCAACACCAGUCGGUAACCAUAGCUCUUCGUCUUCUAGUUUAUAUACUGAAUCACCCAUUAGAUAA